Molecule: messenger RNA, 519 nt
Organism: Anopheles maculipalpis
Lineage: Eukaryota; Metazoa; Arthropoda; Insecta; Diptera; Culicidae
Exons: 2
Coding region: 1-519 (172 amino acids)
Source: RefSeq, a predicted model, not a curated record
AUGUACGACGACCUUCUACGUCUGGAGCUGUCCGGGAAGCGUGCGGACAUUAUUGGAUUUGCGGAUGAUGUGGCGUUCACCCUUAUCGGGAGGGACCCACAGGAAAUCAGCAACCAUGCUACGAGGAACCUGGAGAGGAUCGAGCGUUGGAUGGAUGCAGUGGGUCUGAAGCUGACCCAUCAAAAGACCGGCUACAUGAUCCUCUGCACGCAUCACAACCCGCAAGUAGGUCAACUACAAGCGGGGGGACACACGAUCACUUCCACGGAAUCGCUCAAGUACCUCGACGUCGGGCUUUGCCGCAAGCAGCACUACGGCCGGCAUUUGGAGAAGGUCUGCACCAAGGCAACGCGUAUCGCAAAUGCCUUGACCGCUCUGAUGCCGAACAAAUCGAACCAGCGAGCAAUACAGCGUCAUAUCCGAGACCGGGUUAUUAAUGCCACGCGCAAGCUGUUUGACCAGUCGCAAGAGCUGAUUACCCUUAACGGUAAUGUGUUCAAGCUGAUCGUGAAAAGUUAA